AUGUCUCGCGCUGCUCAUCCACAUCUCCAGCCAAGCGCUAGUUCAGCUGCCACGGACGCCUCGCUUUCGCCGUCCCAGGCCUCAACCCUCCUCGCCUCCUUCACCAACUUCCUCACCGUUGCGCUGCACUCCAUCCUCUACCACCGCCAGCUCUACCCGCCGGCUACCUUUCUCACAGCCCGCGCCUACAACCUGCCCGUCAACCAGUCUCGACACCCCGGCGUCUGCGCCUGGCUCCGGGACGCCGUCGCCGCCGUCGCCGCACAGGUCCGCGCCGGCUCUGCGCGCCACGUCGCCCUCGUCAUCCACGCACCCGCCAGCUUCGACGUCGUCGAGCGCUGGAUAUUCGACCUGCACUCGUUCCCUGCCACCUGGGGAGACGAGGACGCUACCCAUUUCGACAAUGCCAGCCGCCAUCCCCCAGCGCCUGAUGCACCCGUCAACUGGACCGAUGUGAACGAGGCGCUGCGAGGGGCCUUGAGCAGGAUCUCUCAAGUCGCCCAGAGCAGACCACAUCUCCCCGAGGCCUGUACGUUUACCAUAGGAAUUGAACUGCGUGACGAGGCUCUGCCACCAAUUCAGGCAAGUCACCCCCCCUUUCUCUUUCGUAUCGAUUCCACCGGGCUGUUGUUUGAUUCUUCAGACUUUGCCGCUUUCUGCCACACGAUGCGCCUCUAG
Metarhizium robertsii ARSEF 23 is the source of this 678-nucleotide messenger RNA. Its product is annotated as DNA-binding HORMA. Bases 1 to 678 code for a protein of 225 amino acids. Lineage: Eukaryota; Fungi; Ascomycota; Sordariomycetes; Hypocreales; Clavicipitaceae. The transcript has a single exon. The record is from RefSeq and is a predicted model, not a curated record. Gene Ontology annotation, cellular component: zeta DNA polymerase complex.